AUGCGCUGGUUAACGUCCUUUGCGGGCUACUUGGCCCCGAUCUUCCUCAUCUUGUCGCCUGUCCUCUCCUACAGCGACCAGGCCUUGUCGAUGCACAAGAAGAAGUCGAGCGCCGGCUUCUCCCUCGAUAUCCCGUUGAUCAUGCUGGUAGCCUCUCUGCUGAAGAUCUUCUACUGGCCCGGCUCGCGAUUCGAUACCGCCCUGCUCAUCCAGGCCCUACUGAUGAUUGUAAUGCAAGUCAUCUUGCUCAAAAUUGCCCUCGACCACCGUCUGCCCCCUUCGUCCAAAGGAGGAGAGGCCGCGACGCCCUUUGCGAACGUCAACGAUGGACCCGUCUUCGGGUCGCAGAGGCCAUACCACUUCUGGCAGUGGAGGUCGCCCAAGCCCUACUGGCAAUUCUUGCUCUACCUCUUUAUCGGCCUGACUGUCUGCGAACUGCUCCUUGCGCCCGUGCGACCGCUAUACCAGACCUACUCCACGAUCAUCGGCUACGUCGGUCUCUCGGUAGAGGCGACGCUACCCCUGCCUCAGGUUUUUGCCAACGCGCGUUCCCAGUCUUGCAAGGGGUUCCGCUUCUCUGUACUGGCGAGCUGGCUGAUUGGUGACGCCAUGAAGAUGUUCUGGUUCUUCACGUCGACGACGGAGAUUACCUGGGCCUUCAAGCUGUGCGGCAUCUUCCAGGCUUGUUGUGACUCGUUUCUCGGCGUCCAGUACCUCAUGUAUGGCGACGGUGAGAAGGGUGAGGUAAAGGAGCACCCUAUGUCCCAGUACCCUCAGUACCCGAACGGCGUCUACAAGCCGCCUCUGCCCGAGCACGUCAGCGGGAGGUCCAGCCCCGCCGGUCGUAGAACCUCCAGUCCGUACGGCAAGGAGCUGCGAUGA
Colletotrichum higginsianum IMI 349063 is the source of this 882-nucleotide messenger RNA. Its product is annotated as Pq loop repeat protein. Gene Ontology annotation, biological process: retrograde transport, endosome to Golgi; phospholipid translocation. The record is from RefSeq and is a predicted model, not a curated record. The coding region runs from base 1 to 882 and encodes 293 amino acids. The transcript is spliced from 3 exons. Gene Ontology annotation, cellular component: trans-Golgi network; endosome. NCBI's taxonomy places the organism in Eukaryota, Fungi, Ascomycota, Sordariomycetes, Glomerellales, Glomerellaceae.